Molecule: messenger RNA, 1563 nt
Organism: Anopheles marshallii
Lineage: Eukaryota; Metazoa; Arthropoda; Insecta; Diptera; Culicidae
Product: synaptic vesicle glycoprotein 2B-like
Exons: 8
Coding region: 1-1563 (520 amino acids)
Biological process (GO): transmembrane transport
Cellular component (GO): membrane
Molecular function (GO): transmembrane transporter activity
Source: RefSeq, a predicted model, not a curated record
AUGUCCGACAUUUACAGUAGCUUUGAGUUUGAUUACGAACAAGCGCUUACGCUUACCGGGUUCGGUUGGUUUCACUAUCGCUUGCUGGCAUUAUGCGGAUUGAUAUACGCCAACACGGCCAUCGGCAUCACCGUGAUGUCGUUUGUGUUGCCGUCCGCUACCUGCGACUUUCGAAUGACGUCGGAGGAUAAGGGUUGGCUAACAGCGGCCCCAAUGCUUGGUAUGGUCGUCGGUUCUUACUUCUGGGGUUGUCUGGCAGACACAAAAGGACGACGGAUCGUGUUAAUUGCCGCACUGCUGCUGGACGGUACGAUCGGUCUACUGUCAACUGCAGCACAAAUUUUCCCCAUCUUCAUGUUUCUUCGGUUCAUCAACGGGUUUGCCAUUACCGGUGCUAUGGGCAUCUGCUUUCCGUACCUGGGCGAAUUUCAGCCGACGGCAUACCGUGAAAAAAUUCUCUGCUGGAUGGAGCUGUUCUGGACGCUGGGUAUCGUAGUGCUGCCGUGUAUUGCAUGGCUCAUCAUACCGCUGCCAUUGCACUUCGGAUCGGCAGAUGGAGGUGUCAUGUUCGGUAGCUGGAAUUUGUUCGUAGCACUCUGUUCCAUUCCAAGCCUUCUACUAGGACUGUGGCUGUUGUAUUUUCCCGAGAGUCCAAAGUUUCUGAUCGAAUGCGGUGAACCUGCGCUUGCGCUAGAGAUACUGAAGGAUAUCUACCAGAUCAACACAGGUCGUGACCGCAAUGAAUGUCCGGUUGGCCGGCUGAAGGAGUCGGACCGGAGCAACACCAUCAUGGAAACGCACAAUCGCUCGAUCCGCACGUUCAACAUACACGAUCCGAAGCACAUGAAGAUCCUGCUGCCGGAAAUAUGGGAACAAACGAAAGCCCUCUGCAGUGCCGAGUUUAGGCGCAACACUGCGCUCGCCUGCCUGAUCCAGUUCGGUAUUACCACCAGCUACUACACGCUGAUGAUCUGGUUUCCGGAGCUGUUCGGUCGGUUCGAGGAGUACGAGAAGCGGUACCCGAACGCAACCGUAUCCGUCUGUGACGUGUCUUCGAUAGUGCUGGAGAACGUGAACGAUACGCUCGUCGACGACUUUUGCGGCACGCCUAUUGACACGAAGGUGUAUUGGCAUACGCUACUGCUUGGUAUUGCCUGCAUACCAACGAGCCUUUGGUUGCCGCUGUGUGUGCAUCGGCUUGGAGCUAAGUUCUUUCUCAUAUUCAGUCUGACGGUGGCUGGUCUCGUUACUGUCGGACUCGCGUACGUUGGCAACUCGACGCAAAAUCUCAUUCUUUCCUGCAUUUUCGAAGCACUUACCUCCAUGGGGAUCAGCACCGUCUACUGCGUAAUGGUGGAUCUAUUUCCAACCAAUCUACGAGUAAUGGCGGCUGCAUUUUCCCUUACAUUUGGUCGCUGUGGAGCGUUGCUUGGAAACCUACUGUUCGGGUUUCUCGUCGACUUGAACUGUUUCGUUCCGAUAGUGCUGUUUUCGAUUAUGCUCUUUGGUAGCGCAAUAUUGUGCUUUUUUCUACCCAACACCGGAACUACGGCUCUUCAGUAG